This is a messenger RNA of Pteronotus mesoamericanus, 829 nucleotides long. RefSeq names its product RAB3D, member RAS oncogene family (gene RAB3D). Lineage: Eukaryota; Metazoa; Chordata; Mammalia; Chiroptera; Mormoopidae. The transcript is spliced from 5 exons. Gene Ontology annotation, cellular component: synaptic vesicle; plasma membrane; endosome. The record is from RefSeq and is a predicted model, not a curated record. Bases 160 to 819 code for a protein of 219 amino acids. Gene Ontology annotation, molecular function: GTP binding; GTPase activity; myosin V binding. Gene Ontology annotation, biological process: protein localization to plasma membrane; protein secretion; regulation of exocytosis.
CGGGUGGCUGAGGCUAGCGGCGGCGGUGGCUUUCGCUGUGGGGUCGGGGUCGCGGUCGCGGCCGAGGGCAGGCCGCAGCGAGUUCGGAAGCGAAAACCCCGCAGGCAGCGACGCCACGCGAGGGCUCCUUGCCGCUCCCCCAACAGGCUUCCCGCCAGGAUGGCGUCAGCUGGAGACCCCCACGCUGGCCCACGUGAUGCAGCAGACCAGAACUUCGACUACAUGUUCAAGCUCCUGCUCAUUGGCAACAGCAGCGUGGGCAAGACGUCCUUCCUGUUCCGCUAUGCAGAUGACUCCUUCUCACCUGCUUUCGUCAGCACCGUGGGCAUUGACUUCAAGGUCAAGACUGUCUACCGCCACAACAAGAGGAUCAAGCUGCAGAUAUGGGACACGGCAGGACAGGAACGGUACCGUACGAUCACCACAGCCUACUACCGCGGAGCCAUGGGCUUCCUGCUCAUGUACGACGUGGCCAACCAGGAGUCCUUCACCGCCGUGCAGGACUGGGCCACACAGAUCAAGACCUACUCCUGGGACAACGCACAGGUCAUCCUCGUGGGGAACAAGUGUGACCUGGAGGAUGAGCGUGUCGUGCUUGCCGAAGACGGCCAGAGGCUCGCCAAUGACCUCGGUUUUGAAUUCUUCGAGGCCAGUGCGAAGGAGAGCAUCAACGUGAAGCAGGUCUUUGAGCGCCUGGUGGACAUCAUUUGUGAGAAGAUGAAUGAGUCCCUGGAACCCGGCUCCAGCCCGGGCAGCAAUGGGAAAGGCCAGACCUUGGGGGAUGCCCCACCUCCCCAGCCCAGCAGCUGCAGCUGCUAGAGAUGGUCCC